AUGGCAAGUCGAAGUAAUGUUUUCGUCGGGAUCAAACCUCACAGUGAACAUUCCGCUGAUGUUCUUGGAACUUCUUCUACAGAUAAAAGAGUAGAGAAUUAUGACUAUGUGCUGCUGCCCUUGACAAAUACCAGAUACAAGGAUGCCAUGAAGGCCAAGUUUGAAGAUUUUCGAGAUCACGGUCAUGGAUGGAAUGAAGAACUAAAGUUAGAUCCUCCUCAAUUGCAAGAGCUGGGGGUAUUGCCAUCUAAUGGAAAUGUUUCAUAUAUUGGAUUGGUCUCUUACUUUUUAGAGCUCGAGAGCCAUGAUGCUGAUGUCCGGACUUUAUCUUUGCAAGUGUUGGAGCACGAAUUGCAUUAUGCAAAUUUCGUUGGAAUCAGACAGGUUAUCUUAGCUCCUCCUAAAAAGUUACACACGCUUCAUUACUACGCACAAUCUUUGUGUACAGUAUUUGAUACUUUUAAAGAAGCGUGUCCGACAAUAUCUAUUUCGUUACCUUUGUUUGAAGAUUCAGAUCCACUUUCGACUUGGGAACUGUGGAACACGAUCAGGAAAAUGUGCGGAUACGAGCCUAAAUUGACUGUAUCUCUAGCUCUACCUAGACAGAAGACUCCCAGUUUUGUGCUAAACAGAUGGCUGAGCGAACCUGUCACAUGUCUUUUGAUCUCUGCAUCCAUAUUCACAACAAAUCAAUACAAUUACCCUGUAUUGAAUAAAUUUAAUCAGCAUUUAAUCACUGAGUUCCAACGUGUUAACGGUAACGCAUCAACAUUUGGCGAACUAGCUAUCGUUUUACAUGGUAUGGAGAAAUACACGGAUAAACUCAAAAUUGAACCUACACAGUACCUAGAAUACCUCAAUUAUUUAUUGAAAAAGGGAGAUAAGCUCAUACUAAUGGAGACCCAAGAUGUUGUCCACAGUGCACCUACAAUCAUGCCUCCGCUACUACCCCAUCAUGAUAAUCUUUCGAAUGCAGUUUACCAAGUUUUCGAAAAGGAUACUGUCAAGUACGAAUUAUACGAGAGGGCUAUCAUGGUCGCUGUAUCUGAAAUUUUGACAGAAAAUUCGUCCAGUUGGAGAGGCCCUACAGAACUUAUCACAUUAGUUGCAGGUGCAGGCAGGGGUCCAUUGGUGGAUAAGACAUUCCAAGUGUUACAUAAACUUGGAGUAACCAACUUCAGGCUAUUGGCUAUCGAAAAAAACCCACAAGCACUUCUCUAUUUACAGAAACGCAACUUUGAACACUGGGACAACAAAGUUGAAGUUAUCCGUACUGACAUCCGAGAAUGGGAUGAAAAUAUUAAAGUCGAUCUCUGCAUCAGUGAACUUUUGGGGUCUUUCGGCUGUAACGAGUUAUCUCCCGAAUGUAUUGCUCCAAUAGAAGCUUUCCAUUCAAAACCUAACACAAGGUUUAUUCCUCAAGGAUAUAGUUCCUAUGCGUCUCCUAUAUCAUCUCCAAUUUUAUACCAAAGCCUCAUUGAAAAAGGACCAGAAUAUCUCGAAAAACCUUCAAUAAUUCACAAUGUUCCAUAUUGCCGUACAUCAUCCAGAGUAAAUGAAAUAUGGUCAUUCUCACAUUUGCAUCAACAACAGCAUCAAUUUAACAAAAGUUCAAUAUCCCACUUUCGAGUAAAGCAUAAAAGUGAAAUUCAUGGUAUUGCUGGAUACUUUAUUGCAACAUUAUACGGAGAUAUAACCUUGAGCAUAGUUCCAAAUGACUCUGUCAUUAAAACUUUAGAAGAUCAGGAAAAUUCUAACAUAGAUAACUCCAGAAGCCAUAACGGAUCAACUGCCACUAAAGUGAAUCAUACGGAAAAUAUGAAAUCAUGGUCACCAAUGUUUUUCCCCUUGAAGGAACCCUUGUUCUUAAAUGAUGACACUGAACUUGAAGUAUUCAUUACUAGAAAUGACUUAAAUAGCAGAGUUUGGUACGAAUGGUCUGUAUCAUCAUUUGUAUACCUUGUGUCAAGUUCGGAAAUACCAAAAUCCGAAGGAGAAAGAGUACCCAGAACUGGAUCGAAAGAAAAUGCUGAUAUAGAUACUCAGAACCUGACUAAAGCCUUCGCACGAUUCGGUCCUCAGAAUGACUCCUCAGAAAUAGAAGACAAGUAUUUUGAAGACUCAAUCAAUCAUACCAAUUUCAUGUCAGGUAGAACAAAUGAAUGGGAUAGUGUAAAAGACCUGCAUGAGAUACAAAAUAGACAUGAUUCAUCUAAUCUAACUAAAGAUCAAGAACAACGGAAAAAAUCACUAACAGAAGAAUAUCAUGUCAGAGUUAGGACUAAUAUUUCCAAAUUGCAUAAUCCCAAUGGAUGCAUAUAUUCGAUUCCUCUAUAA
Molecule: messenger RNA, 2337 nt
Organism: Kluyveromyces lactis
Lineage: Eukaryota; Fungi; Ascomycota; Saccharomycetes; Saccharomycetales; Saccharomycetaceae
Gene: HSL7
Product: protein arginine N-methyltransferase
Exons: 1
Coding region: 1-2337 (778 amino acids)
Biological process (GO): regulation of DNA-templated transcription; peptidyl-arginine N-methylation
Cellular component (GO): cytosol; nucleus
Source: RefSeq, a predicted model, not a curated record